AUGCUUCUAUCUCACCCAAUCAUUUUCUUCACCACUGCCUUCGGUGCGGUCUCUAUGGCUAAUCCGAUCGCUAAUGCUGAAGCAGCAGCACUCGCUAUCCUCCACGAUCUGCCCGAAUGGGAGUCGUACUCAACCUCGCUUGAAGCACGAAAUGCUGAACCGGCCGGGCUAGAGGCACGCCAGGGCGGUCCUAUUGCCUGCAUCGCCACGGUUGGACUCGGUCCUCCGUCUCAGCCUUCGUUCCGUGGAUGUAUUGGAGUCCGCCCUGGCCUUAUCACCGGUUUUUUUGUUCGGACUGCGGAGUUUCCCAACUGCGAGAUUGGGGUUGAGGUUAACUACCCCAACUGCGCCCAAUACCGCGUUGUCAGCAUUCAGAACUGCGGUGGUGAACGCUUAGUCGAUAUCUCGGAUGGCUCGUCUUGCCCACCACCACCUGGAAGAUAG
Alternaria postmessia is the source of this 444-nucleotide messenger RNA. RefSeq lists its product as uncharacterized. The record is from RefSeq and is a predicted model, not a curated record. The coding region runs from base 1 to 444 and encodes 147 amino acids. Lineage: Eukaryota; Fungi; Ascomycota; Dothideomycetes; Pleosporales; Pleosporaceae. The transcript has 2 exons.